This is a messenger RNA of Spirodela intermedia, 2492 nucleotides long. The record is from the annotation of a GenBank genome assembly. NCBI's taxonomy places the organism in Eukaryota, Viridiplantae, Streptophyta, Magnoliopsida, Alismatales, Araceae.
AUGCGGAGGGUCACCUCCUUCAGGGUCUUCUCCCCUACCCCUUCCGGCGACGGGAGGGUAAUCCCUCGCUGGCUGCGGUUGCGGUGCUUCUCCGCCGCGGCGGCGGUGCCGCUUCCCGAAGUGCCCGAGUCGUUGGGUUCCCUCGCGACUGAAGAGCCCGAGAAGAAGAAGGAGAAGAAGAAGCGGAGGAGGAGAUUGACGAAGGGGUCGACGUCAUCCUCCGCGAGCGGCUAUAGCGAGACGGCCGAGAUUGUCCGCUGGAACAAGGUCAUCACGGGCCACAUGCGAUGGGGGCGCUGCGAGGAAGCCAGCCAGGCGUUCGACGCGAUGCCCCGCCGCACCACCGUCUCCUGGAAUGCCAUGCUCUCCGGCUACAUCACCAACGACCGGUUUGAGCUCGCCCUGCACGUCUUCCGCCGCAUGCCGCACCGCGAUCUCGUCUCCUGGAACACUAUGAUCAGCGGAUUUGUGCGGAACGGCGACCUCAGCUCUGCCCGGAGGCUGUUCGACGAGAUGCCUGACAGAGACAUCGUCUCCUGGAACGCCAUGAUCUCCGCUUACGCCCAGUACGGCCAGGUCGACGCCGCCCGGGAGAUGUUCGACCGGGCGCCCGUCAAGAAUGCCAUCACCUGGAACGGUCUUCUGGCCGCCUACGUCCAAAACGGUCGCCUCGAGGCUGCACGCAAGCUGUUCGACUCCAGUCCGGAGUGGGAGACGGUAUCUUGGAACGCCAUGUUGGCGGGAUACGUACACAGGCGGAGGCUCGAGGAGGCUCGGGAGCUGUUUGACCGAAUGCCCAGGAGGGACGUCGUUUCAUGGAACACGAUGGUCUCCGGCUACGCGCAGGCGGGGGAACUGGGGGUCGCAAGGCUUCUUUUCGACAGGGCGCCGACAAAAGAUGUGUUCACUUGGACCGCGAUGCUGUCGGGUUAUGCGCAGAAUGGUAUGCUGGAGGAGGCCAGGAGGGUGUUCGACAAAAUGCCCGAGAAGAAUGAAGUAUCCUGGAACGCCAUGAUCGCAGGGUACGUGCAGCAUUGCAGGAUGGAGCAGGCGAUGGAGCUGUUCGGCGUAAUGCCGUGCCGGAACAUCAGCUCCUGGAACACGAUGAUCACGGGGUACGCCCAGAAUGGGGAGCUCAGCCACGCCCGGAAGCUGUUCGACGAGAUGCCUCGGCGGGACUCAAUCUCCUGGGCGGCGAUGAUCGCCGGCCACUCCCAGUCCGGCUUGAGCGAAGAGGCGCUGGGACUGUUCAUAGAGAUGGGGCGGCUGGGGGAGAGGCUGAACCGUUCCGCCUACACCUGCGCUCUAAGCACAUGCGCCGACAUCUCCGCCCUAGAGUGCGGGCGGCAGGUGCACGGGCGGCUGGUCAAGGCCGGCUACGCGGCGGGCUGCUUCGUUGGCAACGCCCUGCUGGCGAUGUACUGCAAAUGCGGCAGUAUAGACGAGGCCUACGACGCGUUCAUGGAGAUGCCGGCCAAGGACGUCGUCACCUGGAACACCAUGAUCGCCGGGUUCGCCCGGCACGGCUUCGGCAGAGAGGCGCUGGAGGUCUUCGACUGGAUGCUGGACCUCCAUACCAGGCCCGACGACGUCACCCUGGUAAUAAACCUUAGCAGAGCAGAGCUUCUUCUACUUCUUCGUCUUCCUCAAAGUGGAAGCGAUGCUUAACCUUUCUUCUCCUCCAGGUGGGCGUCCUGUCGGCAUGCGGCCACGCGGGGUUGGUGGAGAAGGGCAUUGGGUGCUUCUACGCCAUGGAGAGGGACUUCGGAAUCACACCAAAGCCGCAGCACUACACCUGCAUGAUCGAUCUCCUGGGACGAGCGGGGCGGCUCGGGGAGGCCCAGGUUCUCAUGCAGAGCAUGCCCUUCGAGCCGGACGCCACCAUGUGGGGCGCCCUCCUCGGCGCUAGCCGGAUCCACGGGGACACCGAGCUGGGGGAAUCAGCGGCGAGGAGGAUCUUCGAGAUGGAGCCAGAGAACUCCGGCAUGUACGUUUUGCUGUCCAACCUCUACGCUGCCGCCGGCAAAUGGGCUGACGUGGGGAGGAUGAGGGUGAUGAUGCGGGACAAGGGCGUCAGGAAGGUUCCCGGCUUCAGCUGGAUCGAAGUGCAGAACGUCGUCCACACCUUCUCUGUCGGGGACGCGGCGCACCCUCAGAAGGAAGAGAUCUACGCCUUCCUGGAGGAUUUGGAUCGCCGGCUGAAGAAGGCCGGGCACGUCUCGGUCACGAAGACCGUACUCCACGACGUGGAGGAGGAGGAGAAGGAGCAGAUGCUCAAGUACCACAGCGAGCGCCUGGCCGUCGCCUUCGGGAUCCUCCGCGUCCCCCGCGGCAGGCCCAUUCGGGUCAUCAAGAACCUCCGCGUCUGCGAGGACUGCCACAGCGCCAUCAAGUACAUCUCCGCCAUGGAGGGGCGGCUGAUCAUUCUUCGGGAUUCCAAUAGGUUUCACCAUUUCAGCGGCGGCUCCUGUUCUUGUGGGGAUUACUGGUGA